AUCGUAAAAGCUCAUUAAAGCAUGCUUUAAUUGAAAAUAUUGAUAAGAAAAGUAGCAAAAGAAGAGGAAGAAAGCAAACAUGGAAGCUCUAGUAGCAUCUUACGGCGAUUCCGAUCCCGAGUCGGACUCAGAACCAUACUCGGAGUCGACUCCACAACCCGCCGUUCCACCGCAGAAUCCGGUGCCUCCGCCGCCGGUAUCUCUGCUAAUCCCACCCAAUUCUCUUUUUGGUACGGUAGAUACAUUGCAGCCGAUUCAACCCAACAGGGUUCGGAGCUUUCCUCAUGUAGAUGGCAACUACGCUUUACAUGUUUACAUUCCAGUUCAUGUUCCACAACCUGCAAGGAAAGAAGCUUCUCAGUUCUUGAAAAAAGUCUCAUUGAAAGUUCCUGGUCUUCAUCUCGUGGAUGCUGACAUCCCACUUGAUGCUCUUCUAAAUGACGGUCAAAAGUUUGAACACGUUACAUUAGGGAGGGAAUUUCAUAUAAGUUUAGGAAGGACUAUACCAAUUAGAGUGCAUCAAAUUGACUCAAUCAUCACCAAGCUACGUCAGAAGUUAAAACAUCAGAAGCAGUAUUUGAUUGACUUCAAUAAAUGGGAGGUAUUUGUCAACGAUGAUAAAGCACGUACCUUUCUGUCACUAGAAGUCACUACAGGUGGCUUGCCAGAGAUAACUAAGCAGAUUCAAGCUGUUAACGAAGUCUAUAGGCUUCACAAUCUUUCCGAAUUUUAUAAGGAUCCUCGACCGCAUAUAUCAUUAACAUGGGCAUUAGGUGAUGUCAGUGAUUCGCUGCAGCGAGUAGUAGAAGAGACGAUGAAACAUCUGAAUGCCGCAGGUUCAUUACAGAAACGGGUUUUCAGUGUUAAAUUUGGUGGUAUAGAUUGCAAGAUCGGCAACAAAACCUAUAAAAUAUGCAAAUUACAGAAUGAAUGAUAAACGAAGUUUUUGGUGAAAUCUCAGUGGGACGUAACUCGUGAUCUCGGAUCUGUUUCGAGUUUAGUCCGAGUCCCUGGAGUUGGAACAUACUAAGUAAUGCGAUCUGUUUCCAUGGAAGUCAACAUAGCCAAAAAUGGUAAGACAUACUAAAAAUAGGAAUUUGGAAAGGAUGACUAAUGUGGUGUCCAUGUUAUUAGAUAUUGUAGAUUUGAGAUCAUAUGUAGGGAUUUAAUUACAUUUGUUUCGGAUAUGAUUAGCUGGAGAACUGAAAUCUAUUAAAUGAUUUUUGUAUUUGAUUAAUUAAGAUGAAUAAAUUACAAGUUUUGGGAGUAUAUUCCUUAUAUUUGUUGUAGUUCUAGUUUAUAUUUAUAUAUAUAAUAAUGCACAAAAUAUUAUGACAGA
Amaranthus tricolor (Joseph's coat) is the source of this 1339-nucleotide messenger RNA. RefSeq lists its product as uncharacterized. NCBI's taxonomy places the organism in Eukaryota, Viridiplantae, Streptophyta, Magnoliopsida, Caryophyllales, Amaranthaceae. Gene Ontology annotation, biological process: U6 snRNA 3'-end processing. The transcript is spliced from 6 exons. The record is from RefSeq and is a predicted model, not a curated record. Gene Ontology annotation, molecular function: 3'-5'-RNA exonuclease activity. Bases 80 to 934 code for a protein of 284 amino acids. Gene Ontology annotation, cellular component: nucleus.